UGAAAUAGAGAAUUUCGAGAAAACCCAGUAAGGAUUUCAAACUUUGUUUGAGGUUCGGUGGUUCUUCCUGGUGUCUCGGAGUGGGAGUGGGAGUGCUGUUGCUGUUUCUUUCAACUCAACUUUUUCUAUUUCUACAGCUCUCUGGUGUGGGUAUAUGUAUGUAUAUGAAAGAAAAACCAUGGAGGAGUUGCAGAGUGCUCUGAAAGGAAAUGGUCUAACUCUUUCUAAUCUUCCAGAGAAAGGCAGGUGCCUCUUAACCACCAGAGAUUUCCAUCCAGGAGAAGUAAUUAUAAGCCAAGAGCCUUAUGUCUGUGUACCAAACAAGUCCCCAGUUUACUCAAGAUGCGAUGGGUGCUUCACAACAAGUAACCUUAAGAAGUGUUCAGGUUGUCAUGUUGUGUGGUACUGUGGUAGCACCUGCCAGAAGUUGGACUGGAAGUUGCAUCGUCUUGAAUGUGAAGCUCUGUCAAGGCUUGAUAAAGACAGAAGAAAAUGUGUUACACCUUCCAUUCGUCUAAUGGUGAAACUCUACCUUCGAAGAAAACUGCAAAGUGAAAAGGUCAUCCCUACUACUGCUACAGACAACUACAACUUGGUGGAGGCAUUGGUGUCUCACAUGCCUGACAUUGAUGAGAAGCAACUGGUACUGUAUGCUCAGAUGGCUAACCUUGUGAACUUCAUACUUCAGCAGCCUGACAUCAACAUAAAAGAGAUUGCAGAAAACUUUUCCAAGUUUGCAUGCAAUGCACAUACCAUUUGCGAUAGUGAACUAAUUCCCCUGGGGACUGGACUGUACCCUGUCAUUUCCAUUAUUAACCACAGCUGCUUGCCCAAUUCUGUUUUGGUGUUUGAGGGAAGGUUGGCUGUGAUACGUGCUGUGCAGCAUAUACCCCAAGGAGCUGAGGUCUUGAUUAGUUACAUUGACACUACUGGAAGCACUAUGACUCGGCAAAAGGCUCUCAAAGAACAGUACCUUUUUACUUGCACAUGUCCCCGCUGCAUAAAACUGGGUCAGUCUGAUGAUAUCCAAGAAAGUGCAGUUCUGGAAGGUUAUAGGUGCAAGGAUGAAGGAUGCAAUGGUUUUCUACUCCGCAGCUCUGAUGACAAAGGGUUUAUAUGCCAACAAUGUGAUCGUGUUAGGGACAAGGAAGAGAUAAGAAAGAUUGCAAGUGAAGUAAAAUCAAUGUCAGAAAAGGCUCUUAUGUCUUUGUCAUCUGGCAAUCAACUGGAAGCUGUUUCCAUGCAUCAGACAAUUGAAAAGCUCCAAAGGAAACUGUGCCAUCCUUUCUCAAUAAGUUUGAUGCAAACUCGAGAAAAGGUUUUAAAGAUUUUGAUGGAGCUGCAAAAUUGGAGAGAAGCUCUCGCAUAUUGCAAAUUGACCAUUCCAGUGUAUCAAAGAGUAUAUCCAGGGUUCCAUCCCUUGCUUGGACUACAAUAUUAUACCUGUGGAAAGCUUGAAUGGUUUCUGGGAGAUACAGAGGAUGCAAUAAAAUCAGUGACCAAGGCUAUAGAUAUACUGAGAAUUACUCAUGGCACAAACACGCCUUUCAUGAGGGAUCUCUUAAUGAAGUUGGAGGAAGCACAUUUUGAAGCUUCUCACAAACUCUCAUGUAAAAAUGAGUAACGAAGUCUACCUCCAACUGUGUUUCUAUGGUGGAUUCUGCUCUGUUGAGCCAUUCCUUGUACAUGAGCUUAUAGUAAUGAUUAAUUCAGUUGCCAUCUCUAUUUAGGGCCCAAAUUGGGUUUUACUCCCUUUCAGCCAAACUUUCUAGCAAAAUGCCUCCCGUUUGAAA
Quercus lobata is the source of this 1793-nucleotide messenger RNA. RefSeq names its product SET domain group 37 (gene SDG37). The transcript has 15 exons. Gene Ontology annotation, molecular function: protein binding. Lineage: Eukaryota; Viridiplantae; Streptophyta; Magnoliopsida; Fagales; Fagaceae. Bases 155 to 1624 code for a protein of 489 amino acids. The record is from RefSeq and is a predicted model, not a curated record. Gene Ontology annotation, cellular component: nucleus.